Messenger RNA from Haliotis rufescens (red abalone), 6434 nucleotides. RefSeq lists its product as uncharacterized. Gene Ontology annotation, molecular function: protein binding; G protein-coupled receptor activity. NCBI's taxonomy places the organism in Eukaryota, Metazoa, Mollusca, Gastropoda, Lepetellida, Haliotidae. The transcript is spliced from 34 exons. Gene Ontology annotation, cellular component: membrane. Bases 189 to 4319 code for a protein of 1376 amino acids. Gene Ontology annotation, biological process: cell surface receptor signaling pathway; adenylate cyclase-activating G protein-coupled receptor signaling pathway. The record is from RefSeq and is a predicted model, not a curated record.
CCGUCAAGUGAUGAAGCGGUGAGACUGGAUAUAAAGUCCAACACCAUCCUCUCCAAUCUAUUGAUACGAGCCGUGCUGUCAAAGACGUCAAUCAACAGCUCCCUGCUUGCUGUCGAACGUUGGCGGAACCAGAGAUUGACAAAUCAGUGACAGCCAGCAGAGGGACUUCCGGUCCACGUCACGCGGUGAUGACUCAGAUGGCAGUGAUGGUGUUUCUCCUAAUUUUCUUUUACAACCUGAUAGCAGUCAAGUCUUUUACAUACUCCAACAAUACUGCUCCACCAAAACCCCCCUACAACGUGACUGUGCUUCAGUGCUAUGCCAAGGAUGUCAUUCUGGAGUGGCAGUUUGACGAGAAACAGGCAAACCUAACCCCCAAACUAAGUUUCAUUGUAGAAUACAAUACAUCGUUCGACCCUAACGAAUGGGUCUUUGCUGCAAGGCUGCCCGAUGAUGCUCGCCAGGCAAAGAUAAAUGUUUCGUUGUGGGUUACAUACAAUUUUCGUGUAAAAGCCAUCAAUGAGAAGGGUGUUGGGAAGGCAAGUGCAAUUAGCAACACAGAAUGCAAGACACCCCAAGGGCGUCCAGAUCGACAUCCACGUAACGUUAGGACUGUAGGCGACAAGACCAACUAUUUAGUUGUGGAAUGGGAGGCCAUGCCUCUGAUUGAUCACAAUGGACCUGGUUUCGUCUAUAAUAUCACUGUGCGGGAGAAGGACGGGGGGCUCACCAUGAACACCUUGGAGACAAACUAUACCGUGGGAAGGAAGGAGAUUUUGGUCAACAACAUAUAUCAGCCUUAUAUGAUAACAGUUGGUGCUGAGAACAAGGUCGCCAGGCCAAUUGAGAAAGCCCAGGCAAUCCUGGGGUAUUCCGGCGAGGGAGCACCAACUGUUAUUCCUGCGAACUUCGAGUUGGACCCGGACGAGAAGGUGACGGCAACAAGUGCAGCAUUCCGCUGGGACCCGGUUGAUACCAGCCCAGGGGCGAUGCAGGGAGAGUUCAAGGGUUACAAGGUUCGAUACUGGAGGAGAGACGAGAAGGACGAUAUGGUCAGCAUGCACGAGAAGUUUAUCCCUGCCACGUCAGAUGCCGACGUCACAAGGAAAGGGAGACAAUCGGACAAGAUCAGGGCUUGGGUGCACUAUUUGCCUUCAUUCUCUGAGAUCGAGGCUGAUGUCGUGGCUGUGAACAACUACUUCACUUCUGAAGGCAGCAACAUUGUCAGCCUCUCGACACUGGAUGAGGAAAACGAGGACACCAUUCCCGGACAUGCCUUACUCCGAGAUGCGGAAACAGAUAACCGCGAUUUGUGGGAAUUUGAAUAUUCAAAUACUGACGUAGACAGCACUCCGUUAUAUACCAAGAACAACACUCGGAUACAGCUGACGUGUGCAGGUACUUUCCCAAACCCUGUUGGCAACGUCAAGGAGGAAUGGAGGAUGCUGGACAACAGAUUCAUAAUACCGCCAUCACAUCCACGACUUGUCACCAGCCUCACCAUUUCACCGGCACAUCAUUACACCGGCACUCUCACCAUUCAUAACGUAAUUGUUAGAGAUUCAGGAAACUUUACGUUUAGUCUCCUGGACGAGUCAGGCCAGGAAGUUGGCUGCAGUGGACGAGUGCAAGUAUUUGCCGCCCCGACCGUGAAGCUUCUAUCCCAGAAGAACGUCUUCAUACAGCCUCGGGAAAUUGCCUCCCUAUACUGUAGAGUGACGCAGCCAUUCCCCGACGACACCGUCAUCAAGUGGUUCAGUAACGGCGUGGAGGUUGAUGGAGAAUCAACAAGUAAGCUCUUGGUAUAUUGCAGUCAAGGCUUCAACGCAACGUACUCAUGUUUAGGCGAAAAUAGAUUUGGCAAAGGCAGGAAAAGUGACGAAACAGCGGUGUACAUCAUACAAGCUGAGGUGAAGCGAUGUGACGAUGACAACUCGUGGUUAAAAACACCUAUUAACAUCACAGCGGAAAGACCAUGCCCUGAGGAAGAGCUGGGCGUGAUGACACGAACGUGCGGUGAUGAAAGACAAUGGCUGGAAGAAGACAGGAGUCAGUGUGUCAGUAGAGGUAUACAAGACCUCAACGAUGAGAUGGAACGGAUGAAGGAUGGCCUGCUACUAAAAAAUAUCUCAGUCACAACUCUCUUAAGACACACGAAUUCCGGCAGACUUGGGAGCAAAGAGAUUGCUGUUUUGACUCGAUUAAUGGAGCAAUGGUUGAAAACAUUCGGGGACAGACACAUCGCAGCGGACAAGAAUGAGACUGAAGACUCCGAAAGGGCAUAUAUUGAGUCCAUCAGUAACUUACUGGAUUCCAAAACAGCAGAGCUAUGGAAGACUUUAGAGAACCAAACGCUUCCAACUAAGAUGCUUGACUUCGCGGACAGCAUGACUGAUAUAUAUUCGGAAAGCCUGGAUGAAGGAGAAUUGAAGACAUUAACGUUUUCUAACAUUGUUCUCCAGGUUGGUAAAACAAACCCCAUGGACGUAAAGGACAUCGUGUUUUCUGAGGAUCUGGUUGAUGUUUCUCAGGAAAUUUACGGCGCACUGAAGCUAGACAGUAAAACAGUGGUCAACCUGGCAGGAAAUGAUUCCAUAAGGUUUAGUGUGAUCUACUACAAGAACAUCUCAUCUCUACUCCCCGAGGAAUAUGAUUUGAAGAGCAGUCCUAAACAGGUUGAAGUGAGCAAGGACAUUCUGGCUUUCAACAUAUUUCCUGCGCCAUCAGGGCAACUGGACCCGCCACUCAAGCUGACCUUUUACGAUUCGAAUAAAUCACCACAACUUGGAGAUCCACUUUGUGUACAUCUCAACAUUUCAGAAAACAAAUGGGAAUCCAGAGGAUGUUACACCAGGAACCAAGGAGAAAAUUACACGGAGUGUUUCUGUAGUCACCUGACUAACUAUGCGUUACUGAUGCGUGCGAAGGCGGAUGACUUGAAACAACCACCGCUGUCAUUGUCAGUAAUCUCCUUGGUAGGAUGCAGUAUUUCUGUGUUGGCAAUGGUUCUAACAGUGGUUAUACACAUCUGCCUGUGGAGAUACGUAAAAUCGGACCAAGCUACGAUCUUGAUGCACAUUUGUAUAUGCCUUACUAUUGCUAUGAUCCUGUUUACGGCUGGAGUGGAACAGACAAAAUAUGAAUAUGUCUGUACGUCCAUUGCUGUGGCCCUCCACUUCUUCUACCUGGCGAGUUUCUUCAUGAUGCUGGCUUCUGCUCUUGAGACAUUGUGGACUAUUGUUGUUGUAUUCACGACUGGAUCCAAUCUCAAAGUUCUCUUAAUCGGAGCCUGGGUUUUCCCCGUGAUAAUAGUGGCCAUUACGACGGUCGUUUCGGAAUCGCGAGGACACACAAGACAGUAUUGCUGGUUGCCACUGGAGGAUAAUAUGAGAUGGGCCUUCAUUGGACCGGUCGUUGUCAUAGUUGCUGUUAAUUUUAUAGUCAUUGGCAAAUUAAUAUACAUACUUCUGUCGACCAAGGCAGCCCAAACAGAAGACACAAGAACUAAAAUCAAGAUAGCACUCCGUGGGAUUUGUAUGCUUACACCCGUACUUGGCGUCACGUGGGUAUUAGGUCUUCUGGUAGGGAAGGACGACAAUUAUGUGUUUGAUCAUAUAUUUUCUGCAGUCAACUCUAUUCAAGGAUUGUUCAUAUUCAUAACACAGUGUGUGCUUAACAGAAAGAUAUAUUCGGGACUUACCAACCACUGGCGUCGUUUCCGGUUGGGAAGGUGGAAGCUGACUAUUAAAAGACGUAAACAGAGCGUCAUGCGGGUUCAAAUUAAACUUGAGAGAAUGAAUGCACCAGCUAGGGAGGAAAAGCGAUCAGAUGACAACGGUAAUGACAGCAGUCAAGAUCUCAGUGGGGAUAUAGAAGACGUCAACGAUGAUUGGACUGGGAAUGGACAGCAAACCAGCACAAGUGUGGUUGAAACUUUGUCUUCGAAGGACGAACCUAGUGAACGUCAGAUGAAGGGGAGUGCUCGGGUGGUCAUGUGUUCGGAUCAGCUGUCGGUCAUUUCGAAGGGAAGCUACAGGGAUGACACAAAGGCGACAAAUGAGUUUAUAGAGAUAUCUCGGCCUACCAGUAACUUACAAAUUUCACAGACUGUACAGAAACAGAAGAGUCUGUCUAGUCUUCGUGCUUCGCAGAUCUUAUCUCCUCGUGUCAGAGGGAAGGAGAGUGGUGAUCAAAAUCGUACGGCAGAAAAGUCGGAGAGCACGGAGGCAACGGAGCUUGAAAAACUGGAGGCCCUGGACGUUGCGAGCACAGAGAAACCAAGUCCACUUUACCAGCAAACAAAAAGCCAGGCGACCUAGUUUCCAGUGGUUGGAAACUGAAACUGAAAAAAACACGCAUUUAACUUAUAUAAACUAGGAAAAUAAGACACCCUUUCAUGCCAUCAACCUUGGUAUAUUUUCAGCCAACGAAUCAAUUUCAUUCUGAACCUUUCUUUAGAGUGCGCAUUUCUGAAAUGUGAUUGCAAGCAUUCAAAUUCAUAGACGUGAAAUGAAUGUGGACACAUAUAUGUAGGACCCCACUGAUAUGUGAGAUGUUUUUGCAAUUUAUUUAUCAUUAUGAAACUAAUUUGGUAAGUUAAUUUGUAAUUACACAUAUUGCUGUCAUACAGUUUCGAUAUCUGAAGAACAUGCUAACCCUUCUUGGAACUGAUCAGGUCCAUUGUGCGAUUCAGAAAGUUAUUUUGAUGAAAUCAACUUCCAAACAGCCACCGUGGAUGUGGUAGUGCAACCUCAUUGUCUGUCACUGCCAUGCAUGUUUGCUGUGCAGAUUGUGAACGAACUGAAUAUUGAGAACUGGGUCGUAUGUAAUCAGGCAUCACAUUGUAUAACGUUCAUAAUAAUAUCAUUUUGACCUGAAUUUGACCAUUUUGUCGGUGAUGUUCUUUCAUGUUGCAGCACUCAAUCCAUGUUCGUGGUUAAUUUACCUCCUAAAACUUGCUCAAUGGUUUAAUGUAUUAGUGUAUAUUGAUGUAUUUGUAAGAAGUGUCUACAGUUGUGGCUUAUCUUGACUGAGGCCAACUGUAACAGUGUUAAACAUGGACACACUCACGUUGCCUUAUAAUGAUCAAGUAUUACAUUUUAUUACUGUUUGUUUGCUUGGCAAAUAUGAAAUACUUAUCUGCAAGAGAUUUGCUGUUAAUUGUGCACAAGACUGGGAAUAUUAAAACCUUUAGGUAAUAAUUUUCACAUCCAGAAGGACACUGCUUUAAUUGGGUUCACACUUUGUAAUUGCAUUGCGUCAUGUUAUUAUGGUUAUUAUACAUCACUAUGAUGAAUUUGUCUUGAUCUCUCAUGAUCAUCAAAUAAAAGCAACACAUUGUUUUUGAUAAGCACAACAAUUCCAUUGUACGUUUCAGAUGCUAUAAAAAGCUUAUGUUUAGGACACAUAAAACAGUGAUGAUACCAGAUGUUCACGAGGAGGUGGCAUCCGUCACAAAACACAUAAAAAGGCAAGACAAAUGUUCACACAACGCAAGCAACUCAUUUCCUACUGUUUGGCUAAACAUAUAAAUACUCCAACGUACUGAAUAUAUAUCCACCGCUGACGUGGUUGUAAGGUCUGAGUGAAACUACACAAUUUACUACGUUGCAAAUUUACAAAUACAUAUACGUAAUUGUAUGUAAGUUUAGACAUUUGCAAAUAUGUUUGCUUGGUGCUUGUAAAUAUGUAGCUUUGAGACUGACCAUUUGAUAUUCGGGUGGAGGGUGGGGUGGGAUUUUAUCGAAAACAUCAUAUUGUCCCCGACAAUUAUUGACAAAAAUAUUAAGAUGAUUAUUCUCCGGACUGUUGAAAAAAAGAAAUUGUCUGCCACAAUUGCAUUGUUGCAAGGUGUCUUUUUAAAAAGCCAUCAGGCUCAUACUUGUAAAUAUUUUUUUUUAUCUGGUUUCGUAGCUGUUGCUGAAAAAGUAUCUCAUCUCGAUUCAAAAUCCUAGGCUCCCCUCCGAAUUUAACAUGCUUGGUCAAUUGUUUAUGCAUGUAAAUAUUCCUACGAUUCAUACAAAUAUUAAAGUAAUACUUUACAUUACUUCCAAUGCACUUCAGCUGCACAUUUGGUUCCAAUUACGUUGCCAUAAUAAGUGAACAUACAUUGGUCCAGAAAGGCCGCUCUAUGUAUAUUGUCUGCAUGUUUCGGCAGUGUUUUCAUUGUUUAACAUUUGUCAACUUUAUGCUUUGUUGUGGAGAAAUUGUCUUAAACAAGUUGUAUCAUUGAAUAUAAAAACUAGCUUAAAAAUGUUGAAUGAUUUCACUGUCAAUAUUUGUAAUGUCUAAUAUUGAACUGUAUGUAUUAUAUAACACAACUGGGUUCUAGAGUACGAGAGUUGUCACUUUCAAAGGUUUUCAAGUACGUUUAUGCUUGGAUGUAGUUUCACUGUAAUUUAUUUAUCCCGAAAAGAAUAAAUCACUUGAUUUCA